Xenopus tropicalis (tropical clawed frog) is the source of this 1791-nucleotide messenger RNA. Its product is annotated as protein kinase C delta type-like. NCBI's taxonomy places the organism in Eukaryota, Metazoa, Chordata, Amphibia, Anura, Pipidae. The record is from RefSeq and is a predicted model, not a curated record. The transcript is spliced from 5 exons. The coding region runs from base 11 to 646 and encodes 211 amino acids.
CUCUGCGGAGAUGGUGUGCGGCCUGCAGUAUCUUCACUCUCGUGGAAUUAUCCAUUGUGAUCUCAAGCCCGACAACAUUCUGAUAAGCAGCGAGGGUCACAUCAAGAUUGCAGACUUCGGCCUGGCAGUGGAACAUGUCUUUGGCCACGACACAACCUGCGGCUAUAGAGGAACACCUAAGUACAUGGCUCCAGAGGUGCUAGCAGACCAGCGAUAUAAUGCGGCGGUGGACUGGUGGGCAUUUGGCAUUAUUCUGUGCCAAAUGGCCACUGGCUGGUACCCAUUUGAUGACAAACACGGGGAUGCGGCAUUGAGACACUCCAUCCUUGAGGAUAAGGCCAAAGUUCCAACCUGGACUCCCUCCAAAUUAGUCAUUCUCCUUCGAAAGCUCCUGAGGAAGAAGGCUUGCAGCCGUUAUGGUGUCAAAGGAAACAUCAGGCAAUGCCUCUUUUUUGAUUCCAUUGACUGGGAAGCACUGGAAAACGGGAGACUGCCACCCCCAUUCCAGCUAGAAGCUUUGCAGCAACCGGCUGUGAAUAAUGAAGGGCGUCAAAUGAACAACUUGUUAUUUUUGAACAACAGUGUCCCAACAGGAGUUAAGAUCAUUGAAGGGUUUUCCUAUCAGAGUCCCAGCUGGCAGGAGUGACCCACAAUAUCGCACAUUAUCCUUUGCAUCCACAGUGUACCAUCAAAUGUCACCAUCAAAUGUCACCAUCAAAUGUCUAUCAACAUCAUUUGACCAAGGCCCCACCUAUUCUGUUGUAUUGCAUCAUCUGCCUCAUACCUUCUGCUCUGUCUCCAACUUACCCCAUCUAAUUGUGCCAUCACCUCCUAUAGAAGAAACAUCUGCUCUGUCUGACUAUGCGGUCUGUUAAACUGACCCUGUUAUUUCCAUCUGCCCUUACUGUCUACUCCAACUCAGUGGGUCAUCUUUAAUCUGUGUCAUUUACUCCAUCAAACAAUGCUACCACCUUCUCCAUCUGCAAUUGACACAGAUUACACCUUAACAUACUGUUGCCCCUUCUACCAUCUGAUCAUUUCACUGUGCCAUUAAGACUUAAGACAUUAAGACUACCAAAACACAAGUAUAAUCUGUCUGUACCAUCUAAGAUGCCCUUCCAUCAAAUCCAUCUAACAUAACAGAUUCUUUUUCAUUCUUUGUAUCCACUUUGAGUGUAACAUCUACUUAAACCAACUAAUCUACUUACUCUCUAAGUUUAUGUCUGUUUAAUCUAUAACAUCUUUAAUCUUUGUCAUCUACUUUAUCAAUGCUACUAUCUUUUCCAUCUGCAAUUAACAUCUGUCCCAUAACAUCGGCACCUUCUACCAUCUGAUUCAUAUGGCAUUAACAUCAACUGCUCAGGGACCUUGCCAUCUGCACUACCUGUUCUAGUUAUAGCAGCACAUUCAUCUAUGUGGCUGAAUUUUUUUUUAAAAAUCCCUUUUUCCCAUAGUAUAUAUUUAAUUCUAUCCCUUAUCCUCACUUAAUAUACCACCUUUCUGCCCAAAAUCAUAUUCCAUCACCACACUCAAUUUGCCACUUCUCAUUUUUUUCUAGACUAACAUACUUCUUCCACUACUCGCCACAUCAUUCAUUAAUAUUGCCACUUCCGCAAAACCAACUUGCUUCCACUGCACCAGUCACAUAUAUGUAUAUAUCACAUACCUCCCCUCAAUAAACAAUACAAGUUACAUCUCUCUCUUAUCACAACGUUGAUUCAGGGACUCGUCCGAUUGCCAUUUUGGGAUCAGGAAGGAAUUUUUUCCCUGUCUGAGGCAAAUUGGCUAUAG